This is a messenger RNA of Arvicanthis niloticus (Nile rat), 1258 nucleotides long. The record is from RefSeq and is a predicted model, not a curated record. Lineage: Eukaryota; Metazoa; Chordata; Mammalia; Rodentia; Muridae.
AUGUUUGCAGCUUCUUCUAGGCUGUGGUCGGCCGGUGGGGCUGCAGCUCCUGUGCAGGUGAGAGCAGGAGUGGAGGUGACUGGCCUCUGCUGUGCUGUGCUUGAGCAGACCCACACAGCUCGAGGUGGGGCUGCAGCUCCUGUGCAGGUGAGAACAGGAGUGGAGGUGACUGGCCUCUGCUGUGUUGUACUUGAGCAGACCCACACAGCUCGAGGUGGGGCUGCAGCUCGUGUGCAGGUGAGAGCAGGAGUGGAGGUGACUGGCCUCUGCUGUGCUGUGCUCGAGCAGACCCACACAGCUCGAGGUGGGGCUGCAGCUCGUGUGCAGGUGAGAGCAGGAGUGGAGGUGACUGGCCUCUGCUGUGCUGUGCUCGAGCAGACCCACACAGCUCGAGGAGCAGCUUUACAGUACUUGGAAACCUACGUUUCCCCUUCCCACACCGAGCAUCUUCAGACCAGAUCCCCAGGGAUGAUGGGGUAUAUGGUUGUUCAUGGAUGGUCUGCCCUGUGUCUGAGCCCACAGACAGCUGCUGCACACAUCCCUCUGCCAGAGGGUGGGCUCCUGCCCCUAUACCCAUUGCUGAGAACAGCAGGAUGUCUAUCCUGUCUCCAGCAGGUACUAAAUGCUGGGCACUGGGCAGCCGUGCUCCAGAGCAACAGUUGGCAAUCGGAUUGGUGCCAGGCCACCCAAAAGAUCCCUGAGGACCACACACCAGUGCCUCAGAAGACUGCAGACGGGAACAACUGGGGACCAAAUGGCUGUUGGGGUUGAGACUAGGAGGCCCAGGUGGAAAGGGUGACCUAAAGUGAACUGGUGCUGCAGAGGCAGGCCUGUCAGCACUGCGGGGUCCGCCCCUGUGCCUUCAGGGUGCAUGGAAGGCCUGUGUUUGGGGCUGUCUGGACCACUGCUGCUUCAAGUCCAAGUGCUGGGGUUGGCCAGCUCCUGCUGAUGAGUAACCCCGAAUCCAGGGUUUGCUGAGGUUUGUGUUUCCUUGCCCAUCCCAUAAGCCCCCAGAGGGACAGGCUCCUAGGGGCCCCUUUCCCAGGCCUGCCUGCCACUCUUCUGAGGCCAGGUGCCCUCUGACCUGCCUUGAAGUGGAAUUUGAUACUGUACAUUGUCUCAAUGCCCGUUUUUACAUAUUCCUUUCAUUAAAGGUUUUAGUUUGGGUGUAUUUUUGAUCGGGUUGGCAUUGAUACUUUCUUAAGAUGCUGUGAGAACCAUUUCAUCCAAUGCCAAAUAAACUUGUGUUAUGGAAAAA